UUCAGCCAGUGAUAAUUAUGUGAUCUAUUUAAAACGAGUAUUGUAGUCGAGCUCUAACAAGCCGGCCGUGUCGCUUUAACCAGAACCCAUGGAGCACAAGCGCGAAAUUCCGCAGUGCGAGGUCUGCCAGAAACCUGCCAAUCAGACCUGCGGAGGAUGCAAGCUCGUCUACUACUGCUCAAGGGCCCACCAAAAACUGGGAUGGAGAGAAGGCCACAAGUUCAAAUGCUGCGCUUUCAAGAUCCAAUACUCCGACACCAUCGGACGACACAUGGUUGCAACCCGAGAUAUCGAACCAGGAGAAAUGAUUUUAAAAGAAAAACCCGCAUUAAUCGGCCCCAAGAUGUCCUCACCAGCACACUGCUUGGCUUGCGGAAAGAAGCUAGAGCCAAUGAAAAUCGGAGACAAACUUGAUUUCUAUAAAUGUACGUCUUGCUUAUGGCCCAUGUGCAACCAGAAGUGCGAGAAAGCUGCAGUACAUAAGGCAGAAUGCAAAAUCAUGACUGAAAAGAAUUAUAAGUGCUCUAUUAAAUAUGAACAGCCGGACAAAAAUGAAGCAGCAUACUGUGUUAUUGCACCGAUGAGAGUCUUAUUGAUGAAACAGUCGAAUCCUCAGCAAUUUGAAAAUAUUAUCAAUCUGCAGUCUCAUUUAGACGAGAGGAUACGUACGCCGUUGUACUCAAUUCUCAAAGCUAAUCUCAGUACAUUCAUAAUACAAGUUCUCGGACUUGAUUUCGACGAGGAAACUAUUCUGAAAGUGGCUUCAAUCAUUGAUACAAACUCGUUCGAUGUCAGAUCUCCUGACGGAUCGAAAAGGUUACGGGCUAUUUAUGUCACAGCCUCAAUGUUGAACCAUAGCUGCAAACCGAAUACUCGUCACAUUUAUUUGGGCGACGAUUAUAAUAUGGCCCUUAUUGCAACUGUGCCAAUUUCUAAAGGUGAACCUAUAACUGCAACGUAUACACAGUCACUAUGGGGUACCUUGGAUAGGCGGAGACAUCUAAAAAUAAACAAAUGUUUUGAUUGUGACUGCGACAGGUGUAGGGACCCAACCGAAUUUGGAACUAAUCUAGGGAACAUAUACUGUUCAGUUUGCAAUUUAGGGGGAGCAGCAAAUGGGGCUAUGUUGAUGUCAACAAAUCCUUUGGACGAAACGGCAAAUUGGAAAUGCGAGAAGUGUGACCAUUUUAUUCUGAGCAAGCAGAUGUUUUGGGGAAACAAUGCUCUGAAACAAGACCUAAAUAAGCUCGAUAGGAAUGGCCCCAAGGAGUUUGAAGAAUUCAUUAUGAAAUACAGUCAGACACUUCAUCCUUCAAAUCAUUUAGUAGUGCAAGCAAAGUUAGCCUUGAUUCAGAUUUAUGGAAAUUACAAAGGAUACAGCUUAUCAGAUUUAUCAGACAACCUACUGCAGCGGAAAAUAGACCUAUGUCAUGAACUUUUGGAAAUUGCCGAUAAAAUUGAACCGGGAUGGACGCGGUUCAGAGGCACCCUUCUCCUAGAUUUACAAUCGGCUAUGACUAUCCAGACAAAGAGAGAAUUUGAAACUGAGAAGUUGACUAAAGCUGCUGCCCAGGAUCGUUUAAUGGAAUGUAUGGUUCUACUGCAAGAAGCUGCAAAUAUUCUUCGAGUGGAGCCCCACAUGAAAGACGCCCUAGAAGCAAAGAUACAAGAGCUGGCCAGUCAACUAGAAGUUACUGAUACUGAAAAUGGAUCUGUACGGCUACCAUGAGUUCCGUAAAUGACAG
Messenger RNA from Cydia strobilella, 1745 nucleotides. Its product is annotated as SET domain-containing protein SmydA-8-like. NCBI's taxonomy places the organism in Eukaryota, Metazoa, Arthropoda, Insecta, Lepidoptera, Tortricidae. The record is from RefSeq and is a predicted model, not a curated record. The coding region runs from base 89 to 1729 and encodes 546 amino acids. Gene Ontology annotation, molecular function: protein binding. The transcript has 3 exons.